This is a messenger RNA of Drosophila willistoni, 880 nucleotides long. RefSeq names its product prefoldin subunit 3 (gene mgr). Gene Ontology annotation, molecular function: tubulin binding. Gene Ontology annotation, biological process: microtubule-based process; tubulin complex assembly; protein folding. Gene Ontology annotation, cellular component: cytoplasm; prefoldin complex. The transcript has 3 exons. The coding region runs from base 85 to 672 and encodes 195 amino acids. The record is from RefSeq and is a predicted model, not a curated record. NCBI's taxonomy places the organism in Eukaryota, Metazoa, Arthropoda, Insecta, Diptera, Drosophilidae.
GCAGUGCGGCAACCCUAACAACAACAGCCUGACCUGCUGCUAAAUAAUUUAUUAAUUUUGAAGUCUAAGCGAUAAGAAAACACAAUGACUGGAAUCAUGGACUCUGUGGAAAUGCCCAAAUUGCCGGAGAAUCAAAAGACCUUUGCCGGCAUACCAGAGGCGGUAUUCCUGGAGGAGAUCGACUCAUUUAUGGCCCAGCCAGAAAACGAGAACUGUGAGAAGGUUCUGCAGCGACUGGACGAACAGCAUGGAAAAUAUCGAUUCAUGGCCUACAAUUUGGAAGCUCGGCGUCGUAAGCUGAAAUCUCAGAUACCCGAUUUGGAGCGUUCACUGGAAAUGGUGAAUGUGUUGCGUAAGGAGGAUGAAGAUCGUGAAACGCAAUUUCUGCUGAGUGACCAGGUGUUUAUUAAGACCUUGGUGCCUCCCACAAAAACCGUUUACCUCUGGUUGGGAGCCAGUGUAAUGCUGGAGUAUCCCUUGGAUGAGGCCGAGGCACUGCUGAAGCAAAAUAUCACAUCGGCUGUAGGCAAUCUAAAGUCUGUCGAACAUGACCAGGACUUUUUAAGGGAUCAAAUUACCACAACAGAAGUGAAUAUGGCUCGUGUCUACAACUGGGGUGUGAAAAAGCGGCAGGCCGCUGCCAAAACGAACGCAAGUAGUAACCAAUCCUAAAAUUGUCAAAUCAACUCGCCCAUUCUUACGUCUCUCGCGUAUUAUUUAUUUCGAAAAUAAAAACAACAAAAAUGUGCAUUCAGAUGCGGCAAGCAGAGAUAAAGCGUAGCCGCAAUUGCAUUUGUCGCUUGCUUUAAACUUGUUCUCCAUUAAAGUUACAAUAAAUACGAAUAAAAGGAACCUGUGACAGGAUAAUUAAUACAACAAA